AGUUUGCCUGAAUGGGCCGGCCCAGACUGCGCAUCCACACUGAAUCCACAGCCUCAUGUCAAAACAAUCUAAGCGACCGCACAUGACGACAUCAGGACUUCUAUAGCUCUACACUCUACACACGACGUAUCCUUGCUGCUUGAAUCUCUGCCAUGAGUGAAAACUUUCCUGAAGGCUACCGAGACCCUUCUCGCCCGAAUCCGGGCGGAGAGUACUCAGCGAGAAUCAUCAUCUAUGGCUACACGCCCUCACUAAGCUUCGCUGCAGUUGCGCUCGCGACUUUUGGUAUCAUGACGAUUGUUCAUCUGUACCUGACGGCGCGCUAUCGUACGCGCUACUUUUCAAUGGUGAUUCUAGGAUGCAUCUUUGAAAUGGUUGGCUAUGCAUUCCGUAUGGUCUCUUACCUUGGCAAUGUGUACGACUACCGCUGGUUCGUGGUGUCCUACUUCUUUCUGGUCGUCGCUCCGGUCCUGUACUCGGCCGCGAUCUACGCAUGUAUGUCAUCUCUCGUCAAGUCUACAGGGAAAUGGACACCGAAACAGGCGAAACAGAUUCUCAUCGUCUUUGUUACUUUCGAUGUAGUCUGCACUGUUGCACAGGUUGCUGGAGCAGCUGGAAUCGGUGCUGCAAGUAGUAACGGCAAGGAUCCAAGCAACGCAAACAAAGCUGUCAUUGCAGGUCUUGCAGUGCAAACAGCCGCCUUCUUGGUCUUCUUCAUCCUGCUUUCUCUGUUUGCGUUCACUACACCUUAUUGGAACAGCAUGGCUUCUGUGCUCACUCGGUCAGAAGAAACAGGCACUGUUAUUGUUCAAAAUCCGACGAGGGCCAAGUACCAUCUGCUUCGUGCUGGUAGAGAGAACAUCCCCUCCCACAUUCUACUACUGCUAGCAGCUUCCUUCUUCAUCUUUUUGCGAACAGUGUUCCGUCUGGCAGAAUCAGCUGAUGGAGUCAAUUCCAAGGCAGCAACGUCGGAGAUCCUGUUUGCCAUGCUGGAUUAUUUCCCUGUCAUUAUUGCAGUCAUCUUGCUUGCACUGGGACAUCCUGGUAAGUACACACAAGAAAACAUUGCUCGUGCAGAACAAGCCGUUGUGAACAAAGAGCGAGCGUGAUGGUACAAUUAUUGAAAAAUCAAG
Messenger RNA from Protomyces lactucae-debilis, 1133 nucleotides. RefSeq names its product RTA1 like protein-domain-containing protein. The transcript is spliced from 2 exons. The record is from RefSeq and is a predicted model, not a curated record. Gene Ontology annotation, cellular component: membrane. The coding region runs from base 153 to 1109 and encodes 318 amino acids. NCBI's taxonomy places the organism in Eukaryota, Fungi, Ascomycota, Taphrinomycetes, Taphrinales, Protomycetaceae.